This is a messenger RNA of Ylistrum balloti, 1531 nucleotides long. RefSeq names its product la-related protein 6-like. The record is from RefSeq and is a predicted model, not a curated record. NCBI's taxonomy places the organism in Eukaryota, Metazoa, Mollusca, Bivalvia, Pectinida, Pectinidae. Gene Ontology annotation, cellular component: nucleus. Gene Ontology annotation, biological process: RNA processing. The transcript has a single exon. Gene Ontology annotation, molecular function: mRNA binding. Bases 74 to 1531 code for a protein of 485 amino acids.
AUUUUACUGCCUUAUAGACGGAAAGCUGUUUGUUUUGGAUCAUUCGAAGGUGAAAUAGUUCUACUUUGAAACAAUGAGUGGGUCUGUUGUGAACGAAAGCGUCCCUGUCAUUCAUGAAAUACCGGCUGACGACGGUAAUUCUCCUAAACAGACGGCAGAAGUAGUAAACAACGUGGCCGCGAGUUCGUCCCCAGUGGCCCCAUUUCUUCGUGUUGAGCAAAUAAAAGACGAAGAUGGCACGAGCUCUGUGUACACGAGCGAGGAGGAGGGGGACGGUGACCGGGAUAAGUCCCCAGAGCCCGAGUUCCACCCUCCGACUGAUGAAUUACGCGACAAGAUAAUCAAACAAGUUGAAUUCUACUUUUCUGAUGUCAACAUAUUGAAGGAUGCCUUUUUGUUGAAACACGUUCGAAGAAACAGACAAGGUUAUGUGAGCAUCAAACUUAUUACUUCUUUUAAGAAAGUGAAGUCUUUAACAAAAGAUUACCGUGCUGUAGCAUACAGCUUAAGACAUUCUGAUCAUCUUGAAGUGAAUGAAGAAGGAAAGAAGGUGAGACGAAAAGACCCACUCCCUGAAUAUGACGAAACGACACCUUCACGUUCAGUCGUUGCAGUUAAUCUUCCUAUGGAGGUGCCAUCAAUUGAAAAUGUGGCUGAACUUUUUUCUAAGUGUGGUGAAGUUUCAUUAAUUCGUAUCCUGCGCCCUGGCAAGAGUAUACCACAGGAUGUUAAGAAAUAUGCAGCAAAACACACUGAAAUUGGUACCACAAUAUGUUGCGUUGUUGAAUUUGAAAAGCAUGAAUCUGCUAAACUUGCCUGUGAUACAAUGACAGAUACUGAAGAUUGGCGGAAAGGUAUGAGAGUCAUGCUUCUAGCUCCUCAGAAAAAGAAAGAAAAAAAGAAGGACAAAGAAGGGAAUGAGGAAAACGAAGGUGAAGAUGGGGAGGAAAACCACGAAAAGAAAAAGAAAAGGCGAGAAAGAAGGAAGAAAAACAGAGUUGAUGAACUUGCUUGUGAAAAUGAUUCAUCAUAUGCUAGUAGUGGGUCUGAGGCUGAUACUCCCACACCUGUAAAGCAUUCUGUUGCACAUCAUCAAAAGUCACUCAGUCCAAAUCAUUUGGACCCCAAUAGACUAAGCCCAUCGACUUCACCUCGUUCUAGUCCAAGAUCUAGUCCAAUGACAAGCCCUAGGUCCCGUCGCCGAAAUCAGCACACUAAGUCACCCCUGACACAUGGAAGUCCUAGCAACAGUCCUAGGAACAGCCCUAGAAGCAGUCCAGAAAUGAGUAGAAAGACUUAUGAUUACUCCUCUGGUGGAGACAGUACCCCUUCUAGUCCUUGGGUACAGCGUAGGCUCAAAGCUGCUCAGGAAAUCAGUCCAUUGGCUAAUAACUCAACCCCUGGACGCAGUCCGAAUGGAAGACAUCACAUGUUAGAUAUGGAAGGAGUAAUGAGACAACCCAAAGGUCCUGAUGGGACUCCAGGGUUCUAUCUUGGACGUGGUAAACCAAGGAGCAGUACAUUUUCAUAA